GACAAAGAUUCGUCGGAUGAGAUAAAUAGCAUAUCAUUGGCGGCAAACUCUUCGUCUCUGUCGGUGGCACUCAACCAUUCGAGCAGUUCAUCCAUUAGUGAUUGCGAUAAAGGGUUGUCAACGAAGAGUCUGAGCACUACAUCCAAUGACAGCUCUCUAUCGUCGUCGUCCACCUCUUCAGCGACUCUGCCUUUAAAUAGUUCUGACGUCCAAAGUGGUGACCAACUGAGUGAUAGCCAUCAUAUACUUAGUGUUGAUGUGGGAAAGGAUAGUCAGUCCAAUGGGUCGACUACCUGUUCCUCAUCCAAAGCGUUUGAACUGACACUCACUCCCAAAUCAAACCGUGAAUUAACACAAACACCGCCUCCACUCUCAUCCCUUUCCGCAUCCGAAUUGACCACAAAAAGCAGUUCGAGUGCAGCGGAAGUGUGCGUUCAGUCCGAGUCCACACCCAAACCCUUCGGUACGCCCGAUGUGAACGACUCCUUAGUAUUAAAUAUUGAGUCCACUUCUCAACCAUUGGACGCAUUUGUGUCGGAGUCCAAAGACAAGACACUUAACGGAUACGAACGAACAUAUUCUUCACAUCUCAUUGAAUCCGUUCUUCGCAAUACCAGCCCUUCAGAGCAAUGCAAUGCCCGCACCGGUGAGUCGGACAGGACUGUCGGGCUCUCCAACCACUCGCUCACCUCUUCCUCUUUGAACACUAAACUCGAAAACAGUAACAAAGAGAACAACUCUUACAGUUUGGACAGAAUCUGCUCCAAAGCACCCAAAUCUACCUCUUCGUCGACUAAUUGUAAUAAUUUUCAAAUUAAUUCAUCAAACGUUUCCAAUUGUGUCAAAAGUGUGGUUAAAGACUCGCAUAGUGUAGGCGUCAAAAGGACAGCCUCACCGCCGCUCUCUAAUCAAAGUACUGCCGCCAAACAGAAUCGUCACUCGAGUCCUAACAAUCAAAAGAGUUGUGAUUCACUCAACACUCCAUUACAUCCGAGUGCUGCCCAACAAAGUCGGGGCUCCACUAACAGCCUCUCAAGUCUUAGUCAUUUGAGUCAAUCAAUCGGUCAGUCCUUCAACACAAGUAGAGAACGAGAAGAGACGUCGAGUACUAAGAGCUCGAGUGCUCGCACCACACCAUCGGUCACUGUUUCCAACUCUUCUCCCGACAACACCUUUCCAAACAACUACUCGACCCCUAAAAGUCAUUUGUGGACUUCUUCGAGUUCCAGUACAGGACUCAAUGGUAGUGCUGUCCCCCACUUGUCGCCGUCAAGUCUAACGCCGCGCUCCGCAACUCCUAACAUCGGACUGUCCUCUUCAGUGCACUCCAACCACUCCAAUCACUUAGCAAUGUUCGCGUCACCCAUUCCUCCCGCACUCCCUUCAGUGGGCGGUGCAGUGGCCCCCAGUGCCACCCCUUCACCGUUUAUCGGCGAUUCACUCUUUUCACAUCAAAAUCAAUCAGACUUCUUGAGGCGAGAGUUGGACACCAGGUUUCUGGCCUCACUGGACAGGACUAUUGCUAUCCCUCCGCCGCCUUAUAUGAGAACAGAGAUGCAUCAACACAUCCAUGCAAUGCCACAGAAUCAACCCUUUCCUAUGACACCAGCGAUGGCCAGUCCUUUAGUGCAACAAUCGAACCCACAUUUAGCGUUCCCUAAACUCGAUCAGACGACUGCUUAUUUCAAUCGUAACCCUCUCAGCCUAUCCGGCUUUCCUAGUCUUUCACCCCUUUUAACACCCGGAGGUUCGACAAUAACCCCACAAACGGGUAGCUUAACGGCCUCAGCGACCACUCCAUUUGGACCGCCCGGCCAUUCGGCAGCUUUUCAGCCUAAGUUGAACUCAUUCCUAUCCGGCUUUCCUAGUCUUUCACCCCUUUUAACACCCGGAGGUUCGACAAUAACCCCACAAACGGGUAGCUUAACGGCCUCAGCGACCACUCCAUUUGGACCGCCCGGCCACUCGGCAGCUUUUCAGCCUAAGUUGAACUCAUUGUCCACUAAAACUAAACCUUCAGCGAAGUCCGGGCGCUGGUGUGCAAUGCAUGUGAGGAUCGCGUGGGAGAUAUACCAUCACCAGCAGAAACAGCAACAAAUGGAUUUGUCCCACAAAAGUGGUGUUCCCUCGGGAACGGGUGCGUCUAAGAGCGGGUCAUCAGACCUGCUGCGACCCCUUAACCAUAUGUUUUCGUUGGGUCCGCGGACCCAAGAACUGCCGCCCUUCUCGUCACCCCUUAUGAGCGCCGCCCCUUCGCGGACGCCCUUUGACUCUCCACUGCCUUCACAUCACAAUCAAUUCGGAUCAACGCCUCCAUCGCCUCAUCUCUCGUCCAGAACAACGAAUUUCACUCGAUUUCCAUCGUUUGGAAACUUUAGUUCAUUGGGUUUGCCUCCAGUGGCGGGCCCUCCCACGCCUUCGGGCACACUGUUUGGUCCGACACCUAUAUCUGGAGCGCGAGACCUACCAAUCCCUGGAUGUCUGCCCGGAUUGAGUGCCUCAGGACCUGAUUUAUGGUCCAGAAGUGCAUCGACUCGACCGACACCCGCAUUGUUUCCUCCAUUGACGGCAUCGACGUCUUCGAGCACUUCCUCGGCUUCGUGGGGAGGACUCAAAGCAGAGGCCGAACGCAAUCGACUCAACGAAGACUUGUAUCACAAACGGAAACACUCGGAGAGUGGCGACAAAGACGCCAAACGCUUCGAAAGAGAGAAAUCCAGAAGUGAUGAUAAAAUAGAAGCCAAACAUAAGGAUCAGUUAAAUAGUCAUAAACAGAGUUCCAAUUCUUCGUUAUCUCACGUCAGAAAUGGAGACAUCUUUUCCGAUAAGAACAAGGAUUGGCUCAAAAUGAACAACGAACAAAAGGAAGAGAACGGACCGAACGGACAGACCGCCCGGUUUGCCACCGAUGCCAACGACACCAAAGGCAGGACUACACUCACCACCACUUCCAGUGCAUCCAAUCUCCUCAACCCGUCAUCCACUUUAGCGGCAAUGGGUUUGAACAACCAGUUAGAAAAGGCUCGAUUCAUGAGUCUGUUUGGCGGCCUUCACGGCACUCCCCCUCCCGUCACCUCUCACUACAAUACCAACAAUUCGGCCGAAUCUUUGCGCUCGUAUUGGAAUCCAUUAAUACCAGCCGUCGAUCCCUUCAAGAGUCUGCACGAACUGCAAGUGAGGCCCGACUUCCUGGACAGGGAUAACAUCUUCCAGAGGUAUAGUCUGUUGAACUCUUCGGGCGGCGGCGCCUCUCUUAUGGAGCGAAUCGCCAAAGAGAGCGCCGAAAAGGAAAUGUUGAGUCAUUCGAUCGAAAAGCAUAACUCGAAACUCAUUGCUUCUCACAUGCGAUCCAAUGACAUGUCUUUCACAUCUGGUCUUCCGGGCGGUCAUAAUCCUCGGACUCCUCACACAUCGCACCCACACAUACCUCCCCCUCAGCCACCGAACCCUUCGUCGUCCGCGUCGAGCAUAUAUCCGGCAAAUCCUUAUCUAAAUAGUUUGCAUUCGUUGAGUGCCAGCGCCGGCUCUUAUAUGAAGACCAGUAAGAGUGGGUCCACUCCAUUGCAUACGUCCUCCUCGUCCUCAUCCGAGACCUCAUCGCCUUCAUUGGGUCCCACGAAUGGCACAACACUUGCAGCUCUGGUACCAAAUGUAUUAAACCAUUCGUUAAACAUAACCAACUCUAAGCUAUCGAUUGGUUCUCUAAUUGAUAAUCAAUUGGAAACCAUUCAUAGAAAGAGUAGUGAAUCGAAAGCGCCGACCACUGGACUCGUGUCCAGUAAUGGCAACACAAGUGAUGUUGAAAUCUUAGAAACCAACUCAAGAUAG
Oppiella nova is the source of this 3828-nucleotide messenger RNA. The record is from the annotation of a GenBank genome assembly. NCBI's taxonomy places the organism in Eukaryota, Metazoa, Arthropoda, Arachnida, Sarcoptiformes, Oppiidae.